UUUAGUGGGUUAGUGUUUUUUUUGUCAUGGCCGGAAUACUUCGCGGAAGUAAAUUGGUGCGGUAUUUUGCGGGCUUUGCCCGAAGUAUUGCCUUCAACACAUCCCGGGAGCUGGAAGGAAAUGCCGUGCAGCAAGGACAAUGUCUCUGUGGUCAAAUGUCGCAGGGAUUUUCAACUGCAGCCCGAACUGACCAAAAUCUCGAUAGAUCCUUGAAACGGCUGGAUAAUGAUGUACGACGCUCAGGGAGGAUUUCACGGAAGGACAUUGAAGAGAUUCUCGAGGAAAUUCGUCUUCAACGCUCUGCUACGAGCUCCCAAUCUCUCCUGGUUAUUCGUUGCUGUGGGAAUCUCGUUCCGGAGGAAUUGCCCGAGGUGCGGACGUCUCUUGUGCAGGAAAUUUGGCGCACAUUGAACAAUCUCAAUGUUCCAAUGGAUAUUUCGCAUUACAAUGCUUUGCUUCGGGUUUACCUGGAGAAUGAGCAUCCCUUCUCCCCGACGGAAUUUCUCAGUGAUCUCGAGGCAAAGGGCGUUGAGCCGAAUAGAGUGACGUACCAGCGAUUGAUUGCACGAUACUGUCAGGAUGGUGAUAUUGAGGGUGCAACGAGAAUUCUCGAAUUUAUGCGUGAAAAACAACUUCCGGUCAAUGAGAAUGUCUUCAAUGCUCUCAUUUUGGGGCACUCCCAGGCUGACGACAUGGAAUCCGCUGUGGGAAUUUUGAAUGUGAUGCAACAAGCUGGAUUGUCACCCAGUGCAGAUACCUACACAACAUUGCUGUGUGGCUACGCCAAGAAGGGGAAUGUUGAAGCAAUUCAGAAAACACUGGAGGAAUGUGAGAAGAAGGAAGUAUUUCUCCUGGAUAAAGACAUCCUGGAUGUCUUGUAUACGCUUGCAAUAAGUGGGCAUGGGGCACAAGCUGACACCCUUUUGGGGUACAUCCGGAAAUCAAUUGGUUACAAUCAAGAUGCCAUCAACACCAUACUGAGGCUCACAAAUCGCGGAGAGGAUGAGGUGGCGCUGAAAAUUCUCAGAACAAUGCCGAGGAAUAUGAAACCAAAUGGAGAAGUCAGCGAUACAGGGAGUUUCUUCAUUCGUCAAAUGGUGAAAGCAAAACUACCCGUUGGGAAGAUUCUCAGUGCUUGCGACACAAUUCAGGAGGAAGGAUUGAAUUCCAGACCACUUCUAAUUGCCAUUGAAGCUGGACUCGUGCAGGGUAGUCCAGAAAUUGUCAUACCCCUCCUGAAGAGGGCAAAAGAACAAGGUUUUCCCCUUAGGCAGCACUACUUCUGGCCACUUCUCUGUACAGCUGCAAAAUCAAAUUCCACAGCUGGUGUUGUGAAAGUCCUUCGUCAGAUGCAAGAUGAUUUUAACAUUCAGGCAAAUGCAGAGACAAUCCGUGACUACGUUGUACCGAAUUUGAAGGCAAAGAAGGAAGAAAUCUUUCGUGAUUUAAUGGAUGCGGGUAUUUCGGCGGCAAAUGUAGGUAGCAGCCUUGUGUACAAUGACCUUGUUAAUGGGGAUUUAAAAGGAGCCGCCGAGAUGGCACAGCAAGUCCGGGCACACUACAAUCCAAAUCUCUUCCGACGCCCACUAAUAAGCGCCUUGGGCGCCACGAAGGAUUGUGAUUCAUUCAUUAAGGUUACUCGACAAAUUUACGAUGGAAUCGCACGUGUGGACAGAUCUGGGAAGCAACAGGGUGAUGAGGAGCGAGAAAAUGAUGCCGAAGAGGCAUCAAUGCUCAAUCAGCAGGAAUGUCUGGGGCAAAUACUGUAUGAAGUAGCUCUUUACUUCCGGAAGGAUAACAAUCAUAUUCUCAAUGAAGUUCUCGAUGGUCUCGUGGAGCAGGGACUCUCCAUUAGCUCUCGUCAAGCAGAGAGGAUACAGGAGCGAUUGGGAUCGGAAUUAACGGUGGAGAUUUCGAAGAAUUUGGGUCUUUUGGCAUCUGGGGAGCUUGAACCUGUUGCACUGGAAGGUGGGGCGAGGAAGACAAACACUUUGGGUCAAAUGAGUGUACCCCAGCUGGAGAAGAUUAUUGAGCAAGUUGAGGCAAAGGGGGAGAAUAGUAAAGGGCUCAAACGCUACCUCCUGGCAGCUUGUCUCCGUAGUAAAGAUGUCAAGAAGACAGAAGAGGUUUUUCAGCGUCUCGAAGGAGAAGGUUACACCUUCACCACGGGCGUCUAUGCGCAACUUAUUGAUCUCUACACACAUCACGAGGACGUCGAGAAGGCUCUUGAGACUUAUGCGAAAACAAAAGCCAAAGAACCGGAUUUUCUUCUUGAUAAUCUCAAGACAAUUCGUUUGGCUUCGCUACUGCUAAAUAAUGAUCGCGUUGAUGAUGCGGUGAAUUUCCUGAAGGCAAAUCAGAAAGAUGAACUGUUGACGGACAAUCAGGUGUUUAACUAUCGCACAACAUGCUGGAGAAUGCUGAAUGCCCUGGCAGAGAAGGGACAGCUGGAGACAUUGGAGAGAAUUAUUAGUUGUCUCGAGGAUGGGAAGUACAUUGAGGUGAGCAAUGUUAUCCUGGGACCCCUAAUAAAAGCCUGCCUCGUGCGUGAUGAUCUUCCAAAGGCCAUGGAUACAUUUGAGAAGAUCACUGUUAAGUAUCAAGCCACACCGUGGAAGAAUGAACUUGCUUGUCGCCUCAUCCAGGCAGAGGAUGCAAAUAAUCUUCAGCGUUUGACCAAUUUAAGUACCAAAAUUCACGGAGAAGUGAAUUCUCUGUACGAUCUUGUCUUUUCUUUCGUUGAAUGUGGCCGGGUGCGUCAAGCGAGGAAGAUUCUCGAAACUCCAGGGCUGAGGAUGCGCUAUCAGAGACUAAAUCAUGCUUGUGAGAGAUAUCGCCAAGAGGGUAUGGUUCAACCACUUGAGGGUCUUGUGGAAGCCACCAAAGAUCUCAAUCACAUUGAUCGUGCGGACAUUUACUACAAUCUCCUUCUGAGCUACUGCAAAGAAGAUCUCCCAGAUAAAGCUCUUGGACUGUGGACAAAGAUGCAAGAGGAGAAUAUUACGCCUUCCGAUGAUUUUCUCAUAAAACUUGGGAAGUAUUUGCAAUCAAAGAAUAUGGAUGUUCCCUUUGUUAUCCCAGAUACUAAAUCCACAGCCACAGUGCAGAAGAGAGAGAAUGUUGUUCAGGGAGCAACAGAAGUACCCAAAAGGAAUUCUGAAAUUCAACCAAAACGCACCGGAGAUGCUUUAACAGAGUCCUCAAAUGCAACAAUGUUCAAGAAAGCCCUCAAGCAAGGAAAUAUCGAUGCAGUUCUCGCAGCUUAUGAGAAACUCUCCCCAACAGACAAGAUUAGCGUUACACAUCAAUCACAUUUCCUGGAACUCCUCGUUAAAAGCGAAAGGAUGCAGGAGGCAAAUGAUUUUCUGCACAAAAUGCUCUCAGAGAAGACACAUCCAAUCCCACGAGUCUUCCGUUUCUAUCUCAAUCGUAUUGCCACAAGUGGGAAUGUAAAGCAAUUUGAGAUGCUUUCGCAGUAUUUGUCACCGGAAAUGAAGAAAACGGUAUCAUUUGAUAAUCGUCUGUGCCAUGCGUACGUUGCCGCGGGGAAGUCUGAGGAGUAUUUGGAGAAAAUUCAAAAGGAAUUGCAAGAAGCAAAGACGGAUGAUGAAAGAAUGGCUCUUGCGGAGAAAUUCCCUCGUGGUGGUGCUCAAGGAAUUUUGCAGAAACACCCGGAAUUGGUGGAUAAAUUUGAAAAUCUGGCUAAGAAAUUCAUUGAGCACAAAAUUACAUCCCCAAUGAAUGUCCUGUGGAUCCAUCAUUUUGUCGCCGGGAAUGCGGAGGCACAUGAAAAGAUCUGGACAGAAUACCUCAAGGAUGCCCCGCGGCUGAUGUUUCAUCGAAUUGUUCAGACUGCUCGUGAGAAUUUGGACGAUAAAAUGGUUACACAGCUCAUAAAGCGUCUCGAGGGGACAAAAGUUAGUGAUGGAGCUCUGGGGAAUGCCUACAGUUGCCUUUUGGACAUCCAUUCAGUACGCGGGGAAUUCGACGAAGGGCUCAAAGCACUCAAUGGGGCGCUAAAAGGCAAAAUUUCUCUGGCAGCAAUCAAUAGGACUGCAUUGGUACGUCUUAGGGAUGGUCUUGUACAAGCAGGUAAAGCAUUUCCACACAAAAUCCCCGAGAAAUCCAAUCAGCAGCAGCAGAUUCACGACGAUACGAGUUCGAGUAGCAGUAGCAGUAGCGACGAUGACGUGAAGAAAUAAAAACAAAGAGUAGUGUUCAUUUUAUAAUAUAAUUUUUUGUGAAUUCUUUGCAAAAGGCUAUAUUAUUCAGCUUGAGGAAUAAUAAAAUUGCACCCUUUUUAUUAAUUUUUUUUUGUUUGAAUUUUUGUGUAGGUAUGUUGCUUAAAAAAUUUCCCUACACAUUUUUACAUUAAAAAUUAGCAAAGAAAAUUAAUUAUAAUGUAUAGCAAUUAACAUCCCAGAAUAAAUGGGGGUAGUUAUUGAUCUAAAAAAA
Lutzomyia longipalpis is the source of this 4455-nucleotide messenger RNA. It is a transcript of the gene bsf, whose product is annotated as leucine-rich PPR motif-containing protein, mitochondrial. Lineage: Eukaryota; Metazoa; Arthropoda; Insecta; Diptera; Psychodidae. Gene Ontology annotation, molecular function: protein binding. The coding region runs from base 27 to 4202 and encodes 1391 amino acids. The record is from RefSeq and is a predicted model, not a curated record. The transcript is spliced from 3 exons.